GUCCAGACAAACGCAAUCGACUAGAGGAAAUCUUGUCUGACAAUGUUUCCAUCAUGGAAACUGAUGAUGACGAAAACGAAUUCAUUGACAUUGACAAGGAAGCCCCCCCGGGAUACUGUGUGGAGUGCAAAGAUCAACGGGCAGAUGUAUAUUGUCAACAAUGCAAUGAACCCUUUUGUGAAGUGUGUAAUGGAAUGAUUCAUCGUACUGGAAAGCGCGCAAAACAUACUAGCAAGAGUUAUAAGGCAUAUGUGGAAAGCGGUCAAAUCCAAGACAAAGCUGACACAAGCAUGGAUGCCGAACCUCAAACAGUAAAACCUGAACCUACACGUGCUGACUUUAAUGUGGGUGAAUUUAUGGAAGACAGAGCAAAGUAUAUUCCGGUACGAUUGACCAUGGAAGAAAGAAAAUUCCUUCGCCUAUUGGAAGCUGCAUUGAAUGUGACAGAAUAUACAGACAAGAUUGACGACAUCUCACACACCAGCAAGGCCAAACGUACAGUGGCUCAAAUCAAGGAACUAUGUGCAGUCCUCACGGGUUUGGUAUUAGCUGGAGAUUACAGACGUGGUCAAGAGCUGUUUUCCGACAGAUCGUAUGAUGAGAAUCAAGAAUUCUUUCAGAGAAUCUUUGAGAUUGGAAGACGGCACAAGAUCAUGAAUCCUGAAAAAAUGCGAUCUGCAUAUGGAAAACUCAUGUAUCUGCUGGCGGAUUCAAUGAUCCCUGAAGUUCAGGAGAUGCUUGGAUUUACCUGUGUAACACCUAUCAAAUCUGUCUACAGUGUCCUCAAGGAAUGUCAUUGCAUAGAGGUAUUGCACGAAGAUAUUAUUUUGGUUGCAACCCACGAAAUCAUUCCCGAAGGCAAGACGCGCCCUCAGAUCCAGAUGGACAUCAAAAGAAAAGAACGAGCAAUCGAGCAACUGAGCCGCAAGUACCAGUCCAAGCACAUCUCGGCAGACGACAUUCGCCAAUGUCUCUACAGCAUUGGUGAUAAUCAAUCUUACUUGCGCGCCAACCGAGACCCAUGCGAGAGAGUGAUUCUUUACUUGGAAAAGUAUUUCCACCCAACCAAGGAAGAUCCUCGCUGUUCACUUUCCAUCGCAGCCGGUGCAGAAGGACAUCGGUUGAGCCACGACCACGAGACCCAGUACAUUUAUGUGAACCAGACUCUCAAACUCUGGCGUGAGAUUCUCAACGACAUGUUCAAACUCUGGACAUUUGCUGACCAAGACAUGCUCAGUACUUCCAACCCUUAUCGACUGAUUCACACCGGUCAAGGCCUUCAUCGAGUCCAAGCUUGCCCCCAAGUUUCUCGUGAGAUGCAUCGUACCUUGUAUCGGGCUCAGAAAAAAGCUGGGACAUGGAUUGGUAGUUCUGUUAUUCAUUUAGGUGAUAAGAAUGUACCCAAUUCACUCAUGUUUAUUGACAAGUAUAAUCAAGUUGCACGUAUUCUGAGCCCUAUAUGUCUUGCUUUGGAUAAACUUGAUGAGCUGAAAUCCAACGAUGGGCUGAAGAAGUAUAUUGAUAGUAAAUUUGGCGGUGUGACAGAGUGUAGGAAGGUUAUUCUUGCUGACUUCUUCCGUGGUGCCUUUGAUGGGUCUGGAGCAGACAACUUUUAUGAUGCAGGCAGUUGUAUUGACGGAAGAUUGACUUCUGCAUGGAACUGGUGCUCUCAAAUCGAACAAAAACCAUACUUUCCCGUCUUUCUACUAACUGGUUUCGUUGGGUUUGAUGGUGGAGGUUGGAGUUAAGCAUAAAACUUGCAAGCAAACUUAGUAGGAAUACCAGACUAUAAAAAUAAUAAUAAAAUAAGAAAGAGAGAAAGAGAGAGAGAGAUAGGGAGACCAAAAUUAAAGAGUAAUACACAGACACAGACACAUACACUACACAUACACCCACUCACAAACACACACAUAAAAUAUACAUUAUUUUACUCAUU
Molecule: messenger RNA, 1936 nt
Organism: Phycomyces blakesleeanus NRRL 1555(-)
Lineage: Eukaryota; Fungi; Mucoromycota; Mucoromycetes; Mucorales; Phycomycetaceae
Exons: 13
Coding region: 54-1748 (564 amino acids)
Molecular function (GO): zinc ion binding
Source: RefSeq, a predicted model, not a curated record